GAUGUAUACAGUUUUGGAAUAGUUUUGAUGGAAAUUUUUUCAAGGAUGAGGCCUAGUGAUGAAACGUUUUCAGGAGAUUUAAGCCUUAAAAGCUGGGUAGAAGAUUCUCUUCCUGAUGCACUUCAGGUCGUUGAUGCAAACUUAAUUAGGCCAGAGGAUGAGCAUUUCACUGACAAGCUGAAGUGUGUUACAUUGAUUAUGAAAUUGGCUUUGAACUGCUGUACAGAAUGUCCAAGAGAAAGGAUCAGUAUGAAAGAUGUUUUAGCAGAACUAAUAAAGAUCAAGCAUCAAUUUCAAUUUCUGAUGACACAUACUGUCAGGUCUUGAUCAUAUCAGAAACAAUGCUUUUGGCCAAU
This is a messenger RNA of Coffea eugenioides, 356 nucleotides long. RefSeq names its product probable LRR receptor-like serine/threonine-protein kinase At3g47570. The transcript has 2 exons. The coding region runs from base 28 to 327 and encodes 99 amino acids. The record is from RefSeq and is a predicted model, not a curated record. Lineage: Eukaryota; Viridiplantae; Streptophyta; Magnoliopsida; Gentianales; Rubiaceae.